Molecule: messenger RNA, 3600 nt
Organism: Mytilus californianus (California mussel)
Lineage: Eukaryota; Metazoa; Mollusca; Bivalvia; Mytilida; Mytilidae
Product: ryncolin-2-like
Exons: 5
Coding region: 226-873 (215 amino acids)
Source: RefSeq, a predicted model, not a curated record
UCUGAUCUUCAAAAAGGACAAUUUCUGAUUCAUAAAAACAUAGUACUAACACCAUCGUUGUCUGUAAUUUCUACAGAGGAACGUUCUUUACAUCGAUGUGCUGCUGAAUGUUUAAAAAGAAAAUCUUGCUGCGUUUGCAGUUAUGAUGAAAGUACAAGAGUUUGUGUUAUUGAAACAUCGGGUUGCUGCAAUGUUCAAACGAAAUCGUCUCAAGAAUCUGUUGUGAUGGUCAGAGAAAACAAAGAAAGCUUUACAGAUAUUCCACUCGACUGUAGUGACAUUUUGAAAUGUUGGUCAACCAUAAGUGGUGUAUUUACAAUUUACCCCGAAGGUAUAGGUGCACUCAAAGUCCUGUGUGAUAUGAACACCGAUACAGGAGGUUGGACUGUGAUACAGAAUAGAAAUUCCGGCUCAACAAUGUUUUACACAAACUGGGCUCAAUAUAGAAAUGGAUUUGGUAACAUUUCAUCUGAUUUCUGGAUAGGCAAUGAUAAUUUACAUAUGCUGACAUCAAAGAGGAAUUACCACUUGCGAGUAGAUCUAGAGGACUGGGAUGGACAAAGAAGAUAUGCAGUAUACCAGAUUUUCAUGGUUGGAGAUGAAAAUACAAAAUACAAAUUGUCUAUUGGGAGUUACAGAGGAACUGCAGGAGAUAGCCUCUAUUACCAUAAUGAUAUGAAAUUUUCCACAACAGAUUCUGAUAAUGAUUUUCUAACUGAUCCAAAUAUGCAAAGUUGUGCACAACAAUACAAUGGUGGUUGGUGGUACAUGAUUUGUUACGAAGUAAACCUUCAUGGAACUUAUCUAGCUUGGAAAACAUUUGGCGGGACAUACAAUGAUCUAAAACAUUCAAAAAUGAUGAUAAGAGUUUAGAUUUAUAGUGUAUUAUAGAUCCCGAUUUUCUUGAAGAAAUGCAUUGUUAUAAUUGUUAAGUUAGUGAGUCUGACAUACCCCACAAACAGAUUUUGGAAAUUAAAUUUUUACUAAAUAUAGAACUUGAUGUAAGAAUUGUAUAAGAUUUAAAAGAUGCAUGACCCUUCAGAAUUUUGAAAAGAAAGAUUUGUCACUUUUACUUUGAUGUUGUUUCAACCAAAAGUAGCAUUAUUCACAUAUCUCGUUUGAGAGUGUUUGUACACCAUCUUAUGCUAACAAAGUAGAUAGAUAAAUAUUAACGACGUGACAUAAUUCACAAAUUUUUCAUUUUUCUCCGGUUUGUUUUAAAUACGGCAAAAAUAAUCAUAAAAACACAUUUGUUUUAAAUUGUGGGACACAGAGUGGAUUCAAGAUGACGAAUAUAUGUAACUUCAACGCUCAUGUCAUACUAAUGAUAAAAGAACAUUAUACUCAUAUCAACUAAAAAUAUAAACGUUUGAAAUACGAACGAAAAUUAGCCUACAUGGUAAUUUAGUUGAUCUACAACACAUAUGUUUUAAAUAGAUUUGAUAUUAAGCAGCAAUUUAUGCAAAGGGAAUUCACAGUUUUUGUGUUAAUUAUGAGCAUUUUGUAUUUGUAUAUUCAUUCUCCUAAAUAGCUUAAUUUCCUUAUAUUUUGCCGUAUGAGUUGUUAUGAUAAUUUCAAUUGCUCAAAAACAACAUACAUUUUACAACUAUAGCAAAACUAUUUUUUCAGAUUAUAAAAAUGUGUACAAAUCGGCCGAUUAGGUUGUUUUUAAGCGAUCAAAACUUUUGUUAUUUGUUUCAAUAUAUACAUGGUAUAUGUUUUCAUAUAAAGUUAAAAUGUUCAUUGAAGUUUUAGAAUGCGUUAAGAACUAUUUGAAAAUUUCAUUUUACCUAUGUAAAUUAUUGGCAUGCUUUAACUUCUUUUCAGUGUUACCUCAGUGGUUUUACUCAAUAUACUUCUCCACAAAUAUCGUUUUAUGUAAAUAAUAACCCCAGUAUGUAUCCUUUAUUUAUGCACAAAUUGCCUUCCUAAAUGACGUUUCGUCAAUGACCAGUUACGCGACAUUUUUAUAUAUAUUUUCUUACUCUUGAAUAUUACAUAUUGUAAACAUUGUUUCCAGAUUGGUUGAUGGCUUUAAUUUCUCAAAUACAGCACCAGUUAUUGCAAAUAGUGAAGCUUUUUUUCUAAUUUAGAAAAAAAUACGCAUCAGUUGAGUCCAGCUUGUUAUGCAACAAACAUUAUAAUUAUAUAUUUGAAUGGUUCAUAAAAAUUGUGGUUAUGUUAUGCAAACUUAGGGAAACAUCAUUUUCUUACUUACCUAUGUAAACGGAUGACACAUUAUAACUAUUCUUUUCAUUUAUUCUUAUAUGAUUUUCUUCAAACUUUUGCACCAAAAAUGUCUCUAUAGUGUGUGUUCUCCUUGCACAUAUAACCUACCUAAACCGUAUAGGAGCCGUUACGCGAUCUAAAGCAAAUUGGAUAACGGUCCGAAAGUUGGGCACUUUCAUCAUCUUCCGUAUUUCCCCCAUGCCGUAUGUUUUCUGAAUAUCAAAUUCCAAUGGCACUAAUGAGUAAGGGUGCUAACGAAACGGGGAUUUUUUUUUCGAUUACAUAAUUGUGUAAUAAUUCAAUAAAUACAAAAAUAUGGAAAAGUGGUUUAAUAGGAAAUAUUUAUAUAGAUUGCCCGCUGUAGCAGUUAUGGAAACAUUUUUUUUGAAUAAAGAUAUCAGUAAAAGUAUCGUAGUUGUAAAACAGUUUAAAUCUCCAAAUAAGGAAAUUUAUUACAAUUUCAUAUAUUUUUUCAGUUUGACUGAAAAUUUAAGCUCAAAGUUUAUUUCGGAGGAGAGUUCGACUUAGUUUGAGUCUGGUUUACAACAUAAGUUAAACUGUUAAAGGUCGUAUUAAUUUUUGAGUGAAAUUUUGAAUUAAACGUUUAAUUAAAGCCAUUGACCGUUCGAGGGCUUUAAAGCCAGUCAAGGUCGUUAAACACUCCCGUAAUAGUAAAGUUCAGGUUGGUAUUUGACUUCAUUAAAAACUACAGUUUACAGUAGUAAAAAGUUAAUUUAAUCAUUCUUAACAAAAAUAAUAAACCAUAAUAAGCUACUGCAUUCUUCCAGGUUGGAAUAUGCAAUACAGAAAGCUAUAAUCGUUUGUUAUGAGAACAACGAAUGUUUAAAUAACUAUAAGAAAAGGGAAAAGUUACAGUAAGGAAAAUACGUCGCGAAAGUUACUUGAGGGUGUUUUCAUAAUGAGUAAUUUGUACCUUUUUAAAAUAAACUGCUAGUGAUAAGAAACGUCACCAGUUUACGCUUCCGUAUCAUUUAAUGCAUGAGAUAAUUUGAUUCAUCAGCAAAAUCUAGCUUAACUAUUUAUUUGAUAGUGAUUUCACUUUUUCUAGAACACUUUGAUUGUGAUUCUAUAUACGAAUUGCACAAGUGCAUGAUUCAAACAAACCUAACACGAACCAAGUUGAGACGGCCUUUAAAUUCAGAAUAUAGAUUUGCGUUUCUGUUUGUUUAAUGCAUUGUUUCUGUUUUGUGUAUAUAUAUAUGAAUAGAUAGAAGAACACUUUCUAUUGUAUAAUUUGGAAUUAUCAAAAUACUACAUAUGGACGACUUUCUUAAACACGUGUAACUAAUGUUGUAUAUAUACGUUAAUAUGUCCAAAUUGUGUUGAUUUUUCAAUAUAAUUUUUGCAUUA